AUGGAGAAAAAAAGCGUGGGGUAUGGGUUCCGGUUAAAGAGAGGAAUAUGGAGUGAAGAGCUCGAACUGCCGAGUAGGCUUGUUCGACUUCGAUCACAAACAGCACGAGAACGGCGUUCAAAAAGUCAACCAAUUCAUUCACCGAUUCAUAUUGACAGUGAUGAGGAAUAUGAAGGACCAGCAGAGCAUAUUUCACGACUGGAUGCUUUGGCUUUCUACAAUGCAUCCAGCGAAUCUGAGGGAUCAUCUUCAAAAGCCAGAAGUUAUCGAAGUUCAGUGCAUAGCACAACAUCUUCGAUGACUUCUUCAAGUACAGUCUCAAGCAGCGAAGAACAGGGUGUCUUAACCGCUGAAGCAGCUUGGGAUCAUGUUGCCAUUCUUCCAGACGAACUACCGUUCGCUGCUGGUGAUAUAAUCAAUGUGAUCGAUUGCACAUCGCAUUCUGAUCUGUGGUUUGGUAGUUGUAGAGACAGAACAGGAUGGUUUUCUUCAUCUCACGUUCGGAUACUGGAAAGAAAUGUACCAAAUCGAAGCUGUUUUGUUGGUGACUUCCCACAGCCUCUACGACAUUUACGAACAAAAAUCAUUCAAGAGUUGAUGUCCACAGAACGUGACUAUGUUGCGCUUCUACAAAACUUAGUUCAAGGUUUUUUGGAGCAAACUCGUCGCCGUUCAGAAAUGUUUCCAGCAUCACGCAUACAGCGAAUAUUUGGAAAUUUGGAAGCAAUUUGUGCACUGCACUGUAAAUUUCUUCGAGAACUUGAACUAACGUUUGAUUCUAAGAUGCCAGAGAAUUCGUGUAUUGGAAAUGUUUUCCUCAGAAAUCGUUCGAAUUUUUCCAUCUAUUCCGAAUACUGUAAUAAUCGACCGGUUUCAUGUGCUGAACUUGCAAUUCUGGAUGAACAGCCACAUUACCAUCAAUUUUUUGAGGCAUGCCGUUUGCUCAGAGGAAUGCCCAAAUUAACGUUAGAAGGUUUUUUGCUGACACCGGUUCAACGAAUCUGCAGAUAUCCAUUACAGUUAGCUGAACUACUGAAAGCUACACCGUCAUCGCAUAGUGAUCGAGAACCUGUACAGGCUGCAGCAUGUGCCAUGAAGAAUGUCGCUGCAUUGAUCAACGAAAAAAAACGACGAUUAGAAGGCCUUCAGAAAAUUGCUUUAUGGCAAAGAAAUGUUGAAGGAUGGAGGGGUCCAGAUCUGGUGGAAACAAAUAGUCGUUUGAUUCAUAACGGUGAAGUAUCGUGUAGAUGUGUGGUUGAUGGCAGUACUGUGUGGCAAAAAGAUGCACAACUGUUUCUGUUUGAUCAGUCGUUGAUAAUCUGUAAAAAAGAUUUGAUCAAAAAAAAUCAUUACAUAUUUCGUGAUCGUAUUACGCUUAAUUCGGCUACAUUUAUUGACUGCAAAGAUGGAAAAGAUGCACUAUUAGGCGCAACUUUGAAAAACACUUGGAAAUUGGUGCUGACAGGUAGGGAAUUGUAUUUUUCAUGUCGUGACCGCGAAGCUAAACGGCAAUGGACGGAACAUUUUCGACGGCGGAUUGCCAGUUGUCCACCGACACCCGAAGAAAGACGGCUUGUACGUGAUACACUUUCACGAGCCUAUCGUAAGUGUUCCAUGAAUCACUUUAGCUGA
Molecule: messenger RNA, 1632 nt
Organism: Enterobius vermicularis (human pinworm)
Lineage: Eukaryota; Metazoa; Nematoda; Chromadorea; Rhabditida; Oxyuridae
Source: the annotation of a GenBank genome assembly